This is a messenger RNA of Mixia osmundae IAM 14324, 429 nucleotides long. RefSeq lists its product as uncharacterized. Lineage: Eukaryota; Fungi; Basidiomycota; Mixiomycetes; Mixiales; Mixiaceae. Gene Ontology annotation, molecular function: RNA binding; structural constituent of ribosome. The transcript has 5 exons. Bases 1 to 429 code for a protein of 142 amino acids. The record is from RefSeq and is a predicted model, not a curated record. Gene Ontology annotation, cellular component: ribosome. Gene Ontology annotation, biological process: cytoplasmic translation.
AUGGUCGCUGCUCCCAAGUCCGCGUCGGCGCACGGUGCAAAGGCACAGAAGUUCACCAUCGAUUUCUCCAAGCCAGCCAACGACAAGAUCUUCGAUGGCGCUGCGUUUGAAAAGUUCCUGCACGACCGCAUCAAGGUCGACGGACGGACAGGUCAGCUAGGCGAAAAGAUCAAGAUCGCUCGUGAGGGUGAAACAAAGAUUGUCAUCACUGCCAACAUUGCCUUUUCGAAGCGAUACCUGAAGAUGCUGACAAAGAAGUAUCUCAAGAAGAACAGCUUGCGAGAGUGGCUCCGAGUCGUCGCGACCAACAAGAACACCUACACGCUCAAACGAGCACUGUCUGUUUGCUCGCAGCGACCUGACCUGUUGUGCAACAAAGUGCUUGGAUUGCACGCUUCAAAAGCCAAAAGUUCAAAAAGCUGCAUGUGA